AUGUGGGCUAUACUACUGUUUAUACCGCUAAUAAACGCUAUUUCCUACGAUCAAUAUAAACAAGUUAUACUUCUUGAUGGUGAGGAGUGCAACGGGCCUGAUUGUUCGCCCAUUAUCUAUAAAUCUGUAACUUAUUACGAGGAACCCCAGGAUUAUUUAUUGUUUAAACAACCUUAUAAGUUAAAGUUAUUUCAGCGCAAUCCAUUCUGGUCAUCGGGUAAUUCUGGCAAUAACGAUGGCUCAAAUGAACCCUUGGAUAAGAUGAUUGAAGAUACCAAGAAUAAGAAAUCGGUUUUACUAGUGGAUUUUUAUGCUACAUGGUGCGGACCUUGUAAUGUAAUGAGUAAAAAUUUGACAAAAAUAGCUGAGUAUUAUCGCGAUAAACAUAUUUUAACCAUCAGAAAGGUGAAUGUAGAUCAGGAAUCCCAAUAUAAUCGUAAAUUUGAAGUCACGGCACUACCUACUUUACUUUUCAUUGCUAAGGGGCAGAUCUUUUGCAAGGUUAGAGGCGUCAUAUCACCCAACCAAGCGAUACAAAUAAUUGACAAUAUUAUUGCAACUUUGUGA
Molecule: messenger RNA, 567 nt
Organism: Babesia microti strain RI
Lineage: Eukaryota; Apicomplexa; Aconoidasida; Piroplasmida; Babesiidae
Product: Thioredoxin
Exons: 4
Coding region: 1-567 (188 amino acids)
Cellular component (GO): cytoplasm
Molecular function (GO): oxidoreductase activity
Source: RefSeq, a predicted model, not a curated record